Molecule: messenger RNA, 1524 nt
Organism: Colletotrichum truncatum
Lineage: Eukaryota; Fungi; Ascomycota; Sordariomycetes; Glomerellales; Glomerellaceae
Product: g-protein coupled receptor
Biological process (GO): cell surface receptor signaling pathway; adenylate cyclase-activating G protein-coupled receptor signaling pathway
Cellular component (GO): plasma membrane
Molecular function (GO): G protein-coupled receptor activity
Source: RefSeq, a predicted model, not a curated record
AUGAAGGACAGCUUCGGCGAUGUAGUCUCGAAAACGACUUCGGAUUUUGCCGCCCAGAACGAUAUCAACCUUUUAGUCACACUCGAAAGAAUUGGUGCUAUCUUAUCAUUGUUGGGGGUUAGUUUGAUAUUUGUGACCUACUGGGCCUUUAAACGCAUGCGAUCGCUUCAUAAUCUCUUUGUCCUCCUCGCUUCUAUCGCCAAUGUCGGUGCAAGUAUCGCCUGUGCUAUAGGCUAUGGUGGGCUCCAUAUCGGUGCGGAUUCAGGGUUAUGUCAGACGCAGGCCUUCUUGCUACAAGUGUUCAUGCAGUCCGACCCUUGGUGGUCCUUCGCUAUGGCUGUCAACGCUUUUCUCAUCUUUUUCGACGGCGCCAAUCCGUCUUCAUUUCGACGAUACCUCUGGGUCUAUUGUGCUAUAUGUUUCGGGGGACCCUUGAUUCUCGGCAUCUGCUUGCUUGUGAUAAAGCCGGACGGAGCAGGUGCUUCAAUUUAUGGCGAUGCUGCGUUGUGGUGCUGGAUCACAACCAAAUGGGGUGUUCUUCGCAUUUACACAUUCUACGUACCUACGUGGUGCUGCAUCUUCGGCUCAGCCGUUGUGUAUUUUAUCGUCGGGUACCACGUGUUCCAUCAGCGGGAUCAACUGAGGAAUCUCAUCUUGAGCAAUCCAAGUAAUGAUUCCAGGAACGCCUCGUGGUUGGGUAAAGAUUACUCUGCAGCAAAGGAGUCUCACUCGUCGUGGACACCCAUGUCUGAAGAUUGGUCUCUUCCCGAUACCCAACAGAGCCUCACUGGUCGCACCGAAAACUGUGGAGACACAGCGAUUGAUAUACAGGCUACUACUGUCUCACCAAAGCCUUGGGUGCCUCAGAUGCCCUGCUCUGCCAUGACAAACGAUUUUGUGAACCCUACAGCCCGAGACCAGGAUCCAAAGCAUCUGAGUGAUGAGCAGGCUGCUUUGCAGGGCAGCCCACUACUCAAAACAACCUACUAUUCUAGUCCACCAUCGUUGGAGCCCCAACUUUCCAUCCUUCCGCGCGUAGGUUCCGUCAACGAAAAGAUUUCGUCACGAUUAAAAAGUUUCGAUCCCAUCAAGCUCGCCUAUCUCCGAACCUGUUGUUUGUUUGCUGUUUCCGUACUCUUUACAUGGACUCCAAGUUCAAUCAACAUAAUCUACGAACUUGUCAAUCCAAACAAUGUCAGUUUCGGUUUGAAUGUUGCUUGCGCCGUGGUGCUGCCGCUUCAAGGGGUGUGGAAUGCGGUGAUCUUCUUCAUGACUAGUUGUUCAACUUUCAGAGAAGAAUGGACAGAAAUGCGGCAUUUCCGCCAGACGCGCCACCUCGACAGUCAUGGUGAUCAACCUAGACGGGCGAGAUUCGGCAUGUUUAGAGGUGCCCAGGAACAUCGCUUGAGUUGGGGUGGAUAUCGAUUCAACAAAAGAUUCAACAGAAGCCAGACACGCGACUUCGAAACGGCGACCUCCUCACUAGGUGGAGAUAUACGCGUGAUGCAAGGAUUUCUAGUAUAG